Molecule: messenger RNA, 1377 nt
Organism: Closterium sp. NIES-65
Lineage: Eukaryota; Viridiplantae; Streptophyta; Zygnematophyceae; Desmidiales; Closteriaceae
Source: the annotation of a GenBank genome assembly
AUGGGCUUUAACGUCUCAUACUACGCCUUUCACGUCUACUGCAUGGGUUUCAUCCCCGGACUCUACCUCUCCUCCAUCCACAGAAUAACUGCGUUGGGGAGAACAACCUUCGCUUCUUCCUGCUCUUCCUCUUUGCGUGAGUGUGGAGAUGGGCGUGGGCAGGGGAAUGAGGAUGGAAGUGGGGAGGGGAGUGGGGAGGCGAGUGGAGAGGGGAGUGUGGUGGUGAGUGUGGUGGUGAGUGGGGAGGGGAGUGGGGAGGAACGAGGGGACAGGAGUCUCAGAAUUCCGCUCAGAACAACCGUGUGUGGUGUGGUUGAUGUAAAUGUAAGUUUUCUGGUGUACGGUGUGUUCGGCGUGUGUUCCAUCCUGGCCUAUGAGCUGUCAAGAGAGGACAGGUGGGCUGCGGAGGCCUUACUUCCAUCAACUCGUGUGGUCGGCGUGUGUUCCAUCCUGGCCUAUUUCACAUGCCCCCAACCCUCCCUCUCUCUCCCCUCCUCUCCGCGUCGCCACAUUCCGCUCCGCAGAAACAUCUAUUUUCUGGCGUAUGGUGUGUUUGGCGUGUGUUCCAUCCUGGCCUAUGAGCUGUCAAGAGAGGACAGGUGGGCUGCGGAGGCCUUACUUCCAUCAACUCGUGUGGUCGGCGUGUGUUCCAUCCUGGCCUAUUUCACAUGCCCCCAACCCUCCCUCUCUCUCCCCUCCUCUCCGCGUCGCCACGUUCCCCUCCGCAGAAACAUCUAUUUUCUGGCGUAUGGUGUGUUUGGCGACGCAUGUGUUAGGCUGGCUGCCUGUGAUCCUGCAGUGGCUCACAGUCUACUUCCACCGCCAGUGCGCGCUGCUCCUCUUCUCCCCCCCCCCCCCCCUCUAUUUAUCUUCCCUUCUCUCCUCCUUCCCCAAUCUCCAGUGGCUCUCAGUCUACUUCCACCGCCAGUGCGUGCUGCUCCUCUUCUCCCCCCCCACCCCCCCUCUAUUUAUCUUCCCUUCUCCCCUCCUUCCCCAAUCUCCAGUGGCUCACAGUCUACUUCCACCGCCAGUCAGUACUCUCCAUCUGCACCGCUUUUCACAGCUCUUCACCACACUCAUUUGCCACUUUCACCUCUUUCCGCCGUGUUUUCACGGUUUGUCACCAAUUUCGACCUUUUCCACCGCUUUCCACCGCUUCAGACAUACAAGUGGUCACAAUAUCGGCGGUGGGUGGCCCAUGAAGCUUCCAGGAUGCUGCAGCUGAAGCAUCGGGAUGAGGUGGAGAAGAAGGGAGGGGAGGAGGCAGAUGAGGAUGAGAGGAAGGCAAGGGCAGUGGGGCAAGUGAGAGGGGAGGAGGUGGGAGUGACAGAAGAGCAAGGGAGGGGACAGGGAACAGCAGGAAGGGAAGGAAAGUGA